AUGGAAGAAACUCACUGUGGGCUCUCUAGUAAAGAGCCUGGCACUGUCCCACUUCAACAUGAACCACCAACAGCAUCCAAGAGGAUCAGUAGGGCACUGAGGCAGAGAACCACAGCCUGGCUGCAGCAGCCAACUACCUCACCCCCUGCAUCUGAACCCGAGUCUGACAGCGAGCUGAGGUGGCCACCCAGCGGCCUGGUGGUGACACCAAAGCUGAUGGCAAAGACCUGUCAUCUUAAAUGCAGUAUUUUGCAAGAAGUAAGACCCAGCGGGAUUGUGACUGUGUGUAACUUAAACCGGCGGGAGUGUGAGCCGUACUUGGGAGACGUUCGAGAAGCAGAGCACAACCUGGGUAAGAGGGGCUUGCUGCAGGCAAGAGGAGAGCCAGGGUCCGCAGAGCAUGUUGGAGAACCAAAGGGAGUACAGGAAUGUCUGCAAGGACCAUACUUGCUGUGGCUGUCCUCCAGUGUCCACACACCCCUGUAUGUGGGCCUUGGCUCUUCUCUCACCCUCCAUAACUAUCUCUCUAGAUCCUAUAAAACCUCCAGUAUGCCCUGGCUUGACCCGCCUGGCUCUGUCCCAGGGACUCUAAGCAACCUCCAUACAAGCCACACUAACCCAGGCUAUGCUUCUCAGCCAGAGAUAGAUGUAGUGCGGUUGAGUAAGUCAAACAACAGGGGUGACUGUCAAUGUGGGAGGAGAUACAUUUUUUACAUAGUUGUUGUGUCAGCCCUGUGAUUGACAGGUGACCUGUCCAGGAUGUAAUAACAAUAUUGCAUUUUGUUUACAAUAAUGAGGGGAAAAAACACCUCUUUGCGCUAGUGCUUUGGAUUUCUUGACUUGUUUCUUUUGCUCAUGCAUUAUUACUUCAACAGUCCACUGACAGAGAGGGAGGAAAGGGCCAAACCUGAUGAAAACCCUUUCUUGGCUAAAUGUAUACCAGGAAAUUGUGCUGUUAGGCUUGCAUUUCUGUUAUGCAUCAGUGGCUAUGUGGUUCAGCAGGGCCCAUGGAAGUGCUCAGGUUAGGAGUUCUUGUGUGAUUGUGGAUGCUAAAGAAAGAUGGGAUUUAAUGAAACCAAGCAUGGAAGCAAUA
This is a messenger RNA of Epinephelus fuscoguttatus (brown-marbled grouper), 1093 nucleotides long. RefSeq lists its product as uncharacterized. The record is from RefSeq and is a predicted model, not a curated record. The transcript is spliced from 3 exons. The coding region runs from base 1 to 738 and encodes 245 amino acids. Lineage: Eukaryota; Metazoa; Chordata; Actinopteri; Perciformes; Serranidae.